AGGAGGAGAAAGAGGGAGAGAGAGAGAAGCAGAAGGGCAAGACUGGCUCCUGCACAGACUGAGCGAGCUCUGCUGUCUAAGCAAGGAGUCCUGGCUCCGAGGCUCGCCCAAGCGAUCGGGCGCCUCGGAGGGUCAGCGGCGGAGGUUGGGCGAGCGGCAGCAGGAGAGGCAGAGGCGCAGACAAAGGCGCCGCCGCCGCCGCCGCCGCCGCCGCCGCUGCCGCCGGCGGCUCGCUAGCUCUCCUGCGGGAGCGAACCUGAGCAGCGAUCGGGGGCUCUCUGGCAGCCUGCUGAAUCUUCUCGGCUCUUGUCAAGCAACGGGAAUGGUGUUUUUCAUGUUGAAAUAUGUUCAGAGAAAAAAGCCCUAAUCAUUACCAAAUACAUUAUCUCUUAAAUUUAAUCUCCAGCAAGGAGAAGAGCUGUGAAACAGGCAACAGAGUUAGCCAGACUGCCUGCUCUAUACCAGAAACCCCACUAGUGAGCAGUGUUUGAACCUGCUCAACGGAUCAAAUAACAUUUGGGCUGAUUAACAAAAGACAUGCAAGUGGGAAGGUGUCAGAAGUCAGAGUGUGGAAAUUUACCCAGGGUUGCUACUCUGGGGAAGCUCAGUCUGAAAGAUGCUGCAGUUAGGAGAGUCUUGGAUCUAAUUGGAUAUGGAACUGGGAACCAGGCAGAUAACAGUAAGUAUGAAGACGUGAGAGAGGGAGCUGCCCAAAGUGCCCCCAUCUGAAGCUGAAUGUUACAGGACCUGCCCAGCAUUUGGUCUAUGACUUCUAGUGUGAACUACAGCCUGGGCUUUCUGCAGCAUUUUCCCCUGAAGCCAUUCUGCCAGCUUUGAAUUUGGACCCUUGGGUGGAAGCCCCAAGGACUGGAUGUGCCAGUCAAUUCCUUGAAUUUUGGGGGCAUGGGAAAAAGCCGCUGAGUAGAUGGUGACUGAGUUAUCACUAAGCUUUUGAAAACCUAAAGUGUCACCAAAACAGUUCCUGAAUUGCAGAGCAGAGGACCCUCUUCUGGACUCUUAAUUUGUAAUUUUCAAAGGAUUUGAAAGGAAACUCUUACUUCAAAGACCAGAGUUAAAGGGGUCCCAACUAAAUGAUGGUAAGCUUUAUGGAUGGAUGCUCAUCAUUAAAAAUACAUUGGUACUUUCCACCUAGAUGCUCUGUUUCAAAGGAUUUUGAACCACUUGGACACAAAGAGGGCUGAGAGUGAGGAAAAGUCUUCUCCUUGACCCUAUUUGAGACUACCUUCCCUGGCACAUAUAUCGCUAUUGAAUCUGGGUGUUGGAGGUCAGCAAGUCAGCAGGACAGAACCUCCCUCCAGGCGCUUGGCUUGCUGGGAUGAGCAGUGUUAGGAUAGAAGCUGACUUGUCUUGCUCCUUCCCUCCUCUCACACAAGUAGCCCCACAGUGCUGAGCUGAGGAUGGCUGAGAAGGGUGACUGCAUUGCCAACAUGUAUGGCUAUGACCUCGGCGGGCGCUUUGUUGACUUCCGACCCCUGGGAUUUGGCGUCAAUGGCUUAGUGCUUUCGGCCACCGACAGCCAAACCUGCCGGAAGGUGGCGGUGAAAAAGAUCGCCAUGAGCGAUGCUCAGAGCAUGAAACAUGCUUUACGGGAAAUUAAGAUCAUCCGCCGCCUGGACCACGACAACAUCGUGAAGGUGUACGAGGUCCUGGGACCCAAGGGGGCUGACCUUCAGGGGGAGCUUUUUAAGUUCAACAUGGCCUACAUUGUCCAGGAGUACAUGGAGACAGACUUAGCUCGCUUGCUGGAGCAGGGCACACUGACCGAGGAACAUGCCAAAUUGUUCAUGUACCAGCUGCUUCGCGGGCUCAAGUAUAUCCACUCCGCCAACGUGUUACACAGGGACCUGAAACCAGCCAACAUCUUCAUCAGCACCGAAGACCUCGUGCUGAAGAUCGGGGACUUCGGACUGGCAAGGAUUGUGGAUCAGCAUUAUUCGCACAAGGGUUAUCUUUCAGAAGGGCUGGUCACAAAAUGGUAUCGAUCUCCACGCUUGCUUCUCUCUCCCAACAACUACACCAAGGCCAUAGAUAUGUGGGCAGCUGGCUGCAUCUUGGCUGAAAUGCUCACAGGGAAGAUGCUGUUUGCUGGGAGUCACGAGUUGGAACAGAUGCAGCUUAUCCUGGAGACAAUUCCUGUAAUCCGGGAAGAAGAUAAAGAUGAACUGCUCAGAGUGAUGCCCUCCUUCAUCAAUAGCACCUGGGAAGUGAAAAAGCCACUGAGAAACCUGCUCCCAGAAGUCAAUAGUGAAGCUAUUGACUUUCUGGAGAAGAUCCUGACCUUCAACCCCAUGGACCGAUUAACAGCAGAGAUGGGCCUCCAGCACCCCUACAUGAGCCCUUACUCAUGCCCAGAGGAUGAGCCUACCUCCCAGCAGCCUUUCCGAAUUGAGGAUGAGAUUGAUGACAUCUUACUGAUGGCAGCCAACCAGAGCCAGCUCUCUACCUGGGACAGGUAUCAAGUUAGCCUGUCCUCUGAUCUGGAGUGGAGACAGGACAGGUACCUAGACACCAGUGAGGUACAGCGGGACCCCCGUGCUGGCUCAGAAUCCAUAGUGGAAGAGGUCCAGGUGGACCCACGAAAAUACUCCCAGAGUAGCUCUGAACGAUUUCUGGAGCAGUCUCACUCGUCCAUGGACCGGGUGUUUGACUCUGACUGUGGGCGGUCCUGUGACUACAAGGUGGGAUCACCGUCCUAUUUGGAUAAGUUACUGUGGAGGGACAACAAGCCCCAUCACUACUCAGAACCCAAGCUUAUCUUAGACUUGUCCCAUUGGAAGAAGACAGCCAUGGCACCAGCUACUGAGCUCCCUCUGGAAGAGGAGCCAUCCAACCUCUUCCUGGAGAUUGCGCAAUGGGUGAAGAGUACCCAGAGCGGCCUUGAGUGCCCCAGCCCACUCCCUGAGAUCCAGGAACGGAGCCUGCCCGCCUCACCCCAGCACCGCAAGGACCCCAAGGAGGGGAACAAUGGGGCCGACCCCCAGUUUGACUUGGAUGUUUUUAUUUCCAGGGCCCUGAAACUCUGCACCAAGCCAGAGGACCUGCCAGACAACAAACUCAGCGAGAUCAAUGGGGCGUGUAUCUCAGAGCACCCCAGUGACAUCGUGCAGACUGAACCCUAUCCAAAGGAGAGAUGGUGAAGCUGAGGGGCUUGCCAUUCAUGAACGUUGCUCUUCAGCUGGCAGGGCCACAGCCCCGUGGCAUUAAAGACCCAGGCCAAAGGGGGGAAAUGGGCCGCCCUGGUUCCUGGAGUGUCAGUCCUUUGCGACAGAGGGUGGGUAGCGUGCCCCAUACUUUUUAAUCAAAGACAAACAGCCUCCAGCCUCCUUUCUGAUGGCCUUAGGGUUCACAGAACCCUUAAGGGAAUCAGGAAACACAAAUGAAACAUUCAGUCUAUUAAACUGCCUUAAUGAUUGCGCCUUUUAACCUCUGGAAUCUGUUUUGAAUAUAAGUCUAGGGUAAUAAGCUUUUUGUACAGAACACUGGGAUAGUCAGUUUAUCAACAAAUUCUUGGGGGUGAAGGCUUUGGGAGAAGGAAGAUAGGAGGGGGGAAAGGGUUUUUAUAGCCAUGGGAAGAAGGAAGCUUCCCAAAGAGGAGCAGCCCCUGCCUGGUUCAUAAAGAAUACAAUCCACAAACUCAGAAUAUCGAGCCCAAAGGAACAUUUGGGAAAAAAUCUAGUCCAAUGCCCACUUUUGACAGAUAAGGUAAUUGAGGUCCAGAAAUAAAAGGUCAUUUCCCAAGGGUCAUAGAGUGAGUUAGUUAGUGGCAGAGCAGUAGUAGAAAUCAGUCUUCCUGACUCCCAGACUUACUCUUCAUGCCAUCUCCUUUGCCAAGGAAAUGCUUUCUCUUCAAAAAUAAGGGAAACUAAAGUCCAAGGGAUUUCUUCCUCCAUCAAUUAGAAAUUGGAGGUCUUUCCUUAAUAAGUAAGAACAGUCAUAUUCUACAGUUCUUCUAAAAUACAAUUGUUUUCAUUUAUCAUCUUGAGCGAAAUACUGGAGCCUCCUGGGCUUUAGACCUAGACAACCUGGAGGUCAUUGGGUUAAAAAAAUAUAUAAAAAUCUGACCUCCGUUUCCUCUCAAUGACAAGAGGCUCAUUUAAUGGUGAGAUAGUCCACAAGUCAGGGAACCAGGCAAAAGCUAGCAAGUCAGGGAAGCAGGCAGAAACCACUGAGUUAUAUCUGAGUGGUUAUUGAACCUAAAGUACAGUCAUUGAAGGAUGUUCCUAAGGCCAGAUUCUGCAAUCUUUACCCACAUAUACUCAUACACACACACACACACACACACACACACACACACACACACACAGCCCUAUGCAUAAGCAGAAAAGGCAGGCGACUAUGGGGUGUGACAUGAGCAAUAAGAUGUGUCAAAAGCCUCUUGCCUCACUGCUAAGUGUCCCUCUCUCUCUCUGGCCCAUAGUGGGCCUGAUACUCCUGCAAUAGUUAUUCCUUUGGUCUAAAGACCUCCUUUUAAAAUGCAAACUUGUUACCAAGAAAGGUGACAUGUAAGCCAUUAAAAUCCAUUAACACCUAAGCCUGAAUUAGUGCACGGGACUAGCCGAGCACAGGACAAGACCCUGAAGGGAAAAGGAUGCAGGAUGAGUACCUCUUCUAAUAGCUGGUCAGGAGAGGCAGGAAGACUGGGGGCACUGCCCAGGAGGGACAACACCAUUGGGAUCCUGCGCAUCCAGUGCACACUGGUAUAGAGGUGCCCAAAGAGACGACUGUCAUCCUUUACAAUUAUGUUUGGGUAUCUGAGUACCAGAUACCUCCUACCUAUGUGUGUGUGUGAGAGAGAGCACACACACAUACCCACACACCCUAAUGGUGUGUGGCUUUGUGUAAGAUCUCGUGAGCCUGUAGAGGUACAGGUCCUUACCUGGCCCUCAACCUGCCCGCAUCCAUAGACUAUAGUAGUAGUCCUUUGUCCAUUCAGCUGGCAGUGGCAAUCCAACCUCUUCCCCUGUAAAAGCUUUCAGGGGAAAGCUAGAAAAUAUAUAAACAGAUGAUUAAACCCUAGGAUUUGAAAGUAGCCUUGGGGUUCACUUAUACCUCUGAGCACCUUAAAUAUUAACCUGCUAAUGAUCAUUUGUACAUGGAAACAAUACAGUACAAUAUAGGCUUAUAUUUUAAAAAAUGGAUUUAUUCAAGCUGACCAAAAGUUUUUUAAUGGAGAAUGUGUAAAUAGAAACUGUUCAAGAAAAGAAUCUCUGUCCAUCCCCACUAUGCCAUCUUGUCCUGUGGGAAGGAGAAAGGAAUAGGAGGAAAUCACUUUUUUUGGGUAAAGGAAAAAACUGCUGCUCUUGACCCUGUGGUUCAUAUAUCACUGUUGUACCAGAAUAAUUGUUAUGACUACCCAUGUAAAAAAAAUCUAUUAAAUGUUAUUAAAUAUGACAAA
Antechinus flavipes (yellow-footed antechinus) is the source of this 5416-nucleotide messenger RNA. RefSeq names its product mitogen-activated protein kinase 4 (gene MAPK4). NCBI's taxonomy places the organism in Eukaryota, Metazoa, Chordata, Mammalia, Dasyuromorphia, Dasyuridae. Gene Ontology annotation, biological process: cell surface receptor signaling pathway; intracellular signal transduction; protein phosphorylation. The record is from RefSeq and is a predicted model, not a curated record. The transcript is spliced from 7 exons. The coding region runs from base 1419 to 3158 and encodes 579 amino acids. Gene Ontology annotation, molecular function: MAP kinase activity; ATP binding. Gene Ontology annotation, cellular component: nucleus; cytoplasm.